GAGACAACCAAACAACAACCGCACUCUGCAUCUCUUUUACUGAACUAGAGAACGUUUUGCGUCGUCUCUACAGUUGAGUGUUUUGUGUUGUUCUAGUUGCACGAUAUAAUCCCAGCUAGCUCGUCGUGUAGCUGGCUAGCGAGUUUGUGAGCCGUUAAUCGAGGCAUAUUAUAUUUCUACUGAAGAAACUGACAAAAAAGAUAUGGAGACUUAAAAGGACAAGAAACUGACUUUGGAAAGACAUGGACUCAAAUGAAGAUAAUCAGGAAUCAGAGCACAGCCGAUUGUCCCAUCGUAGCAAUGGCAAGGUCUCUGAAUUUUCUCUCCAAUCUGGGAAAAAGGAGAAAUAUCGAAAGGACAUAGAGAGCUCAGCUGGGGAUCGAGCACAAAGUAAAACACGAGAGCCAGUCAGAGACCCAGACCGUGAUCGUUGUUCAGAUGGAGAGCGCAGUAGUGCCUCUUUCUUCUCAGAUGAUUAUGAAAAUGUCUCACACUCUGAUCGGUCUCUGUCGCCACGGUCAGCGUCUCCAUCAGCACAGCGAAGAGGGAGAUCUAGAAAGGUGUCCAGCAGCCCCUUAAUUCGAGCAGGUGUUCGUAAAGGUGUAACACGGCGUCCCCCUCCCCACUCCCAUCAUCCUCAGCAGCGGUCAGGAGGCAUACAAUCUCAUAUCUUGAGUAAAGAUGCUCCAUCUAAAGAGGUCGACAAGGUCACUAAGCGCAUGCUGUCUGCACGUCUGCUUAAGAUCAACGAGCUAAAGAACGGACUGUCUGAGCUACGUUUACAUGCGGAUGAGCUGCAACGUGAGAACCGUUUAUUGCGGCAGCUGCAGCUGCGGCAGGAGAAAGCACUGCAUCGCUACAACGACACAGAGAGUGAGAUUUCACAGCUGCUGUCUCGCCACAACAAUGAGACUCAUGUUCUGCGCGAGAGGCUACGACGCAGUCAGGAGAACCAGCGCGCAGCUGAGAGCAGCCUAAGGGAGAUGGAUGCCCAGCUCCAGCGCUGUCGCAGCCAGCUCCAGAAACUGCAGCGACUCGCAGACGACCAGAAUCUUGGAGAGAGGGAGGAGCUCUCGCGCAAACUGAUGCACACACAAGCAAAAUUGCAAGAGAGUGAACGCAAAGUGAAGGAAUUGGAAAAGAACAUGGAGCUGAGUAGUGGGAGCUUUCAGAGGCAGCUAGCUAAUGAGAUGAGAAGAACUCAUGAUACCCAACUGGAAGUUAAAGCACUACAGGAGGAAGUGGAGAGACUUUGCACUAAACUAAAGGAGAAAGAAAGGGAGCUGGAUGCUAGGAACAUCUACUCUAACAGGAUGGGGAAAGCUUCUUCUAAGAAAGAAGUAUAUAAUUGCACCAAGAGGAAAGGCCCUAGCACAACCAGUACUAUAGCUGUACAGACUGAGCAGAGGAUGUCCUCACUGGAUUUCCCCUCGCCUCAUCCAUCUCUUACCAAUGAGCUCCCACCUGAUGACCGAACUGAUGAUUACCUCACUCUGAAGGCACUCCUUUUUAUCAUUAAUUUUCCUUCUCUUUCUUUUUCUAUAAAAUAUCAGCAGGAUCAGCAAGACCGAAAGCAGAAACAGAGAGAAGCAAAGGACUGGAUGAUACAAGAUUUUUGGAGAGAGAGGGAGAAAGAAAGAGAGAGGGAAUCAGCAGUGGGACAGAUAAAAGAGAAGGAAAAAACAAAAGAGAUAUUGCAAGACAGAGAAAGAGAAAUGGAGCUACUGAAAGACAGGGAGAGGCAAAGACUAGAUCAACAGCUCAACUUACAUGAGAAGAACUCAAACGAACACAGAAAUGGCCUACACAGAGAGGAAGAGGAUUGGAGGAUUUGCCUAUCUAUAUCUCCGAAGGAGGAAGAGAUCAGGAAGCAGCAUGAACUGGAAGAGGAAGAACUUAAAGUGAGAAAUCAGGAGAUCCAUGUGGUCAAUCAAGAGCGUUCUGAAGAGGAACGUCAAUGCAAGGAGCAAAUAUUGGAAAAGAUACGAGAGAUUGACAUGCAGACUCAAGGCCAGGAUUCGGACUUCUUCUCAGACGAGACGGGAAGUGUCCGCUCUCCACCACGGUUGUCCGAGCAGCGAAACCAAAGCGGUAUUUUUAAAUUCGCAGACCAAGACGAGAACCUAAACACAUUUGGAAGUGGGAGAAGGGGGGCUGGUCUCCGAGCACAGCGACCUAGCGAGAAUCUUGAUCUUGCUUUUGGCAGCUAUGCCCCAUCUUUUGGUAAGUCUGCUCCCCGGGGAGGUUUGGGCUCCCGGAAUGCAAAUCAGAACUCAAACCCACAGCCUCCACGAGAACUGGAUGGAAGGAUGGAUCUGGAUGGUAUUGUGAAAGAGAGGAAGGCCAACCUCAUGCAGCAGCUUUUCGGGUCCACUUCCACUUCACCUCCUUCUGACCUUCCCAGCAAGAUGGAGAUCCUAAGCCCCCCUCUUACUGCCCAGCUCUCAUCAGGACCAGUGAGUGGACGCAGCAGGGACACUGACACACCAACUAGACUAAACUUCAAUUCUCUCCCCAAAAAUAGAAGCACUUUCCAAGUCUCUGAGAGCCGACCAGCAGUUGGGGCCAUUACAUCAUUUGAUGACGACAUAGAGGAAGUCACACUCUGAUUGUGAUGCUUGUAUAAACAUUGUACAUGGAAGAAACAGUUUCUUGAAAACAGGAGGAGAACAUCCAAAAACACCUGAUACUUGGUUUUGUGCUCCCUUAUGAAG
Myxocyprinus asiaticus (Chinese sucker) is the source of this 2714-nucleotide messenger RNA. Its product is annotated as lebercilin-like. Gene Ontology annotation, biological process: intraciliary transport. Lineage: Eukaryota; Metazoa; Chordata; Actinopteri; Cypriniformes; Catostomidae. The transcript is spliced from 8 exons. The coding region runs from base 243 to 2609 and encodes 788 amino acids. Gene Ontology annotation, cellular component: axoneme. The record is from RefSeq and is a predicted model, not a curated record.